CCAUUCAAAAUGGUUGACAUGUCCAUUUGACUUCUCUCGGCAUCUUUUAGCGGUUGAACUGUUGAUAGCUUUCAUUCAAACAACUGUUUAUAAUUAUCUCAAUUUAUCAUGAAUAAUUCAACGGCAUUAUUUGCUUGUUCUAAGUGCUUCAAACGUUAUCCUUUUGAGGACUUAUCUUCCGGUCAACAGUUGUGUAAGGAAUGUAGAGGAUCGUAUCCAAUAGUAAAAUGCACCUACUGUCGAUCAGAAUUCCAGCAAAUGAACAAAGUAAACACAAGCACAAUUUGCAACAAAUGUGAACAUAAUGUGAAGCUGUACGGCAAGCCAUCAGCGUGUGAGAACUGCAACAUAAUCGCCGCCUUUAUCGGCAGCAAAUGCCAACGAUGUACCAACUCUGAGAAGAAGUAUGGACCUCCAGUCACCUGUGAACAGUGCAAGCAGAAGUGUGCCUUUGACAGGAAGGAUGACGACAAGAAGGUUGAUGGGAAACUGCUGUGUUGGCUGUGCACUCUGUCGUUCAAGAGAGCGCUGGCCAAAACGAAGCAGAGUGAUGCAGAGAGGAAAGCUCACAUGAAAAUGGUUGCUCAAAAAGCCAACAAAAAUAAGGAACCCAAACUACGCAGCCACAACAAGCGUCCGCAGCGGCCCGACGUGACGAAAAUGGCGGCCAAUCAAGACGGCUCCGCCCCGCAAGGAGGCGGCCCCACCCCCGACGGAGGCCAGCCGCCCCCCAACAAGAUGGCCAGGGGGAGCGGAGGACACCACCACCACCACCGCACCCACCACCACCCCGGUGACCCCCUCGACCCCAACUCGUCCGACCACGUGGUCGCCAUGACCCAACUCAAGGAGCAGAUGGCCAGUCUGCAGAAACAGCUGGCGCAGAAGGAUUCGCUCAUACUGUCCAAAGAUAAGAUGAUAACGGAACUAAAAGCGAAAUUUUUCACCGCCGAACAAGAGCUGCGUGGCCGGAUGAACAGCGAACAAAAGGACUUCGAAAAGAAGAUGGAAAUGAUGGCGUCGAAAAUCAAGACACUGCAGAAAGAGGUGGUGACGCUGUCGAAAUCGUCCGGCAAGAAGACGUCGCUAGGAGGUGCGGCGGCGGCAGCCGCAGCUGCGGCCAAAGAGUCGAGCAAUAACAGCGGCAGCGGCACAGAUUCGCCAUCCAUCACGUAACACGCGGCGGUGGGAACCGCGCGGCUGGGAGCGGAGGCGCGGCUAGAACCGCGCGGUUUGGAGCGGAGGCGUGGUUAGAACCGCGAGGUUAGGUGCGGUGACGCGGUUAGAAACGCGGCGUGUGUGUGUAAGGGUGAGUGUGUAGUGCGUUUAAAGGUUGGUUUUCGUUUGUGCGUAUCCGCGUUUGGCUGCGUAUGCGAUUAGUCAAAGUAUCAACUAUACAAAACGAUAAAUCCUACCUAUUUGUAUCAUAUUCACAAAUCAAAUUUAUUCCCUCAAAAAAUACAACAAAAAUAUCAGCAUUUAAAAAUUAUACAUUAUUAAUUUCACUUAAUUAUAUUCUUUUUCUUUUACAUUUACUUUUUCUAUUCUUUUUCUUUUUCUGUUACAUGCUUAAUAUUAUUAUCUAUAUGAAAAUAAAACAAACCCUGGUGAAUCAAUUUGCCUUAAUAAUAUAGAACUUGCUAGGUUUAAUAAUAUCGAACUAGGUUUAUAAGCCUUGCUAGGUUUUAUAAUAUAUAACUUGCUAACAAUGCUAGGUUUAAGAAUUAUAUGUUAAUGUAGGUAAUAAUAAAUAAUAAAGGGAAAAGCUUACAUAGGCAACAUAUUGCCUCUGCGUAAGCUAGAGUUGAGUUUAUAUUAAGAGUGUGAUAGGAAAAUUUAAAAACGAAAUUAAGGUUUUAAAUGUUAAGGUGCGUACAGAUAUACGCGCCGCGAACAUGAGCAAUUCACUUUUAAUCAGCUGACUAUAUCUGUAUUUUUACAGAAACGGUAAGAUACAGAUAUAAAAAGCUUGGCAUCAGCUGAUUAAAAGUGAAUUGCUCAUGUUCGCGGCGCGUAAAUCUGUACGCACCUUUAGGUAUUAAUUGGAGGAAAAGCUAAAGUAAAGUAAAUAAAGAUAAGAUUGAAGUAUUAAUUAGAGGAAAAUCUAAAUAAGUAAAUAAAGAUGAGAUUGAUGGAAGAUGCUGAAAUUUUAAAGAAGCGGCGAACCGAAAAUCUAAUUCUUUGAAGUUUGAAGAGGAUCUCUAAAUAAAAAAGUAUGUAGAUAGCAUGUUCCGAGCACCAGUCGAAGAGAGACGGGGAGUGCAAGACAACCAAGUAACGGGGCCGAC
This is a messenger RNA of Nilaparvata lugens (brown planthopper), 2288 nucleotides long. Its product is annotated as protein FAM76A. The record is from RefSeq and is a predicted model, not a curated record. Lineage: Eukaryota; Metazoa; Arthropoda; Insecta; Hemiptera; Delphacidae. Bases 109 to 1176 code for a protein of 355 amino acids. The transcript has 7 exons.